Molecule: messenger RNA, 924 nt
Organism: Melanotaenia boesemani (Boeseman's rainbowfish)
Lineage: Eukaryota; Metazoa; Chordata; Actinopteri; Atheriniformes; Melanotaeniidae
Product: ubiquitin carboxyl-terminal hydrolase 37-like
Exons: 10
Coding region: 1-924 (307 amino acids)
Biological process (GO): protein deubiquitination; G1/S transition of mitotic cell cycle
Cellular component (GO): cytosol; nucleus
Molecular function (GO): cysteine-type deubiquitinase activity; cysteine-type endopeptidase activity
Source: RefSeq, a predicted model, not a curated record
AUGAGUUUGUUGGACACAAACUGCACCAGGAACACUUUGGAGUCCCUUUCUGAACCAGAGGAAAGUUACUCCCACGUGAAAGACAUAUUCAGUUGGAUAAGAACAUUAUCUAACAAAGACAGCUGGAGAACCACCGACCCCCUUGGAUUUCCAAACCUCGGGAACACUUGCUAUAUGAACUCCAGUCUUCAGAGCCUCCUGACAUUAAAAGAUUUUGUGAAGAGCGUCAGUCGUACAGAGCAGAUCUGGAGAUCAGUUCCUGAGGCUCAACUGCUGAAAAAACUGAUUGAAAUCAGGGACUGUCACAAAUCAACUAACUCUAACAUCAAGAGUCAACUCCUGCAGUCCUUUAAAGAUGUUAUCAGUGACCAGAACCCGCAGUUUAUGGAUAGUUUGCAGAAUGACGCCCAUGAGUUCCUGAUCUCGAUCCUGACACACAUCGAGAGUCUGUCUCCUCUGCUUCAACGGACCGCAGCGGGUCUGGGCAGAAGCUAUACCUGUCCAGUGGAAGACAGCUUUGGAUUUAAAAUGGAGUACACCAGAACAUGCAAAAAGUGUGGAGUUCAAUCAGUCAGACAGGAACAAUUUACUAAUCUGUCUCUGGACCUGGUUCCUGGAGGGUGUAUUGAAGACAUGAUUGAAAAAUAUCUUCUGGAGGUGGAGCUGGAAUACAGCUGUGAGUGCGGAGGAAAGUCAUCAGGCCAGACUUUGACCUUUGCAUCCCUGCCAAAAACAUUCAUCAUACAUCUGAAGCGUUUUUGCUACACUCCAUCCUUCAACCUGCAGAAAAUCUAUGACCCUGUGCAGAUACAGAGGGACAUAGUUGUGUCAUCUAAAAUGGGUGGUGGCUGUUUCAGUCUGGUCAGCGCCAUCAGUCAUUCAGGCAGUACUGGAGAAGGACUCUUUGCCUACUGUACUGAAUAA